CCCUGAACUCCCCAUUCUCCGGACUGGUUGCAGCGACCACAUCCAUGGUGGUGACCUAGCUGGGAUCUGGAAGAGGGAGUUCAAUCAUUCACAUUUUACUCGCAAAAGACAGGAUCAUGCGAUUUAUGAGAUCGUAUGUCCUCCCAAUGAAGAUGUAUUUAGACAAAUGAAACAAACAAAAUAACACACCAGCGGCGAAAACCAUUUGUAUCUGAAACUUCAUCCCCUCGUUGCCUCCAGGUCUGUACACUUUUUUCUCCUUGCUCUCAUGGUAAAGAGAAGGGGAGAGGUCGGCGUGAUGUCAACAUGCUGUGGUUAUAUAUUUGGGUUUAGGUAUUACCCCAUUCAGUAGAGCCUAAUAAACGGACACCAUGAGUCCUCAUCCAGUGGUCCAAGCCAUGAUUGAUCUCUCUGCUGGGGCUGUGGGGGGCACUGCGUGUGUCCUGAGCGGGCAGCCCCUGGACACGGCCAAGGUGAAGAUGCAGACCUUCCCCACCAUGUACAGGGGGUUCCUGGACUGUGUGACGUCCACCUACAGACAGGUGGGGAUGAGGGGUCUGUACCAGGGAACCACGCCGGCGCUGGUGGCCAACAUCGCGGAGAACUCGGUGCUGUUCAUGAGCUACGGAUUCUGCCAGCAGUUCGUCAGCUUCCUGGCCGGGAAGCCCAAGGAGGCGGGCCUCAGCGACGUGCAGAAGGCCUGCGCUGGUUCAGUGGCCUCCAUCUUCUCCUCCAUGGUUCUGUGUCCCACUGAGCUCGUCAAGUGCCGGCUCCAGGCCAUGUACGAAAUGGAGGCCUCCGGCAAAAUCACCAAGGGUCAAAACACGGUGUGGUCGGUGAUGAGGACCGUGAUGAGGACCGAGGGACCCAGCGGCUUCUUCCUGGGCCUCACCACCACCAUCGCCAGAGAGAUCCCCGGGUACUUCUGCUUCUUCGGGGCCUACGAGCUCUGCCGCUCCUCGUUCGCAAGCUACAUGAAAUGUGAAAAGGACGACAUAGGUGUGGCCCCCAUCAUGUUCAGCGGGGGGUUCGGGGGCGCCUGCCUGUGGCUAGUGGUCUACCCCAUGGACUGUGUCAAGUCCCGCAUCCAGGUCAUGUCCAUGAGCAGCAAGCAACCUGGGUUCUUCAAAACCUUCACAGCCAUCGCACGCGCGGAAGGCGUGAGAGCACUGUACUCCGGGCUCACCCCCACCAUGAUCCGCACCUUCCCAGCCAACGGCGCCCUCUUCCUUGGUUACGAGCUCAGCAGGAAGCUCAUGAUGAAGCAGUUUGAUGACGUUUAAUCUACAGCCGACCGCUCACUCCUCCACACAUCAAGCGUUGACGUCGGGUCCCCCUGACUCCACCAGGAUUCUGGAGGGUGUCUACCUGCCAAGUCAUGGUCCUGUGUUCUUCUCCACAGGGCUUCAUGGUCUCAUGGGCAUUCUGUGGGCUCCUCUGUCUUGUUCGUGCCCUUUCGAAAAAGAAGCACACUCCCCUUUUUCUUUUAAAAAUGUUAGAGCCCACAAACAUUCCCGUCAGAUAGAAUCGUGUUUUUAAAAUAUCUAAUUUGUACAGUCCAAAUUUAUACAUGGUCUCUUCUCCCUUUGCGGGACAUGGUAUUGUUUUAACACUCCAUUAUUAAUGCUGAAUGAAUUGUGAUUGCGACUAAUACCUCAUUAGAAUUGAACUGUACUUUCGUUCUCUACUGCACGCACAAAUAACGGCUGCUGCUCAACAUUGAAUGGGGAGACGUUGUACGUCCCUCACUCUCAUAUCCGUUGCUGCUCAGAGCAGGCUACCGUGUUCCUCUUCCCUCUGCAACAGCUCCACCUAGAGGAAGCUGUUGUGCCGUGAACUGCAACAGUAAGUGCAGUAAUUAUCAGACUGAUUUGUCUUUUUUUAAUGAAGCUUUGUCUAAAGCUCGUUCAUCCAGAGGGCGUUGAUGUGUUUUAUUUGUGAUUUUUAAUAAAAAUAAUAUUGAUUUAAUGUGAAAGGGUUUACGUUGAUGUCCUUCUCUUGGUGGCAUCAGAUAAAAAAUGGUGAGUUUGAUAGGAGUUUGAUCCAUGCAGGUCUUCUUAUGGAUCUGGCACUCCAAUUUAUAUGAUCAAACUGUGGUUAAGCUUGUUGCCUUUUCAGUCACUGCCAUUUUAAUUGUUUUUGCUUUAGACCAAAAUGGCUUUGAUAGCGCUUUUUGUUUAUCUUAUUGUGUUGCUCUUUUUUUUGCCUUGUUGAUUUACAGUGUUGAUUUACAGUAAGUGUUAACUCAAGUGUGCCUCAUUCAAGAAAAUGAAUAACAAUGUUUUAUAGAAGUUGUAGAUGACGGAUAGGUAUUGGGUUAUUUCCGUGUGAUGUAUGAUCUGCAUUAAAUUAAUUGAAUUUUAAA
Messenger RNA from Gadus macrocephalus (Pacific cod), 2365 nucleotides. It is a transcript of the gene slc25a15b, whose product is annotated as solute carrier family 25 member 15b. Lineage: Eukaryota; Metazoa; Chordata; Actinopteri; Gadiformes; Gadidae. The transcript is spliced from 7 exons. Gene Ontology annotation, molecular function: L-ornithine transmembrane transporter activity. Bases 372 to 1283 code for a protein of 303 amino acids. The record is from RefSeq and is a predicted model, not a curated record. Gene Ontology annotation, biological process: mitochondrial L-ornithine transmembrane transport.